This is a messenger RNA of Fusarium redolens, 2128 nucleotides long. RefSeq names its product fungal-specific transcription factor domain-containing protein. Gene Ontology annotation, molecular function: DNA binding; zinc ion binding; DNA-binding transcription factor activity, RNA polymerase II-specific. The record is from RefSeq and is a predicted model, not a curated record. Bases 1 to 1845 code for a protein of 614 amino acids. Lineage: Eukaryota; Fungi; Ascomycota; Sordariomycetes; Hypocreales; Nectriaceae. Gene Ontology annotation, biological process: regulation of DNA-templated transcription; DNA-templated transcription. The transcript has 5 exons.
AUGUCUGGCAUACCGAAUAUGCUUUCAAUGUCUCACCAACCCACUGGCCCCAUCAAAGAUGGAUCUUCCUCAUCAUCAGUCGAAAAUCGUGUCAAUUGUGAAGCCCCUGCAGAAGUCAAUUCGGCGUUACCAACUUCACCAGGAUCAACGAUAAAACCGAGGAGGAAGUAUGGGCCACGCACAUCACGAGCAUGUGUAGCGUGUCAUGCGCGCAGAAAACGAUGCAGAAGGACAGGGGAGGAGCAGUGUGAUAAUUGCAAGAACAACGGUAUAGAGUCGAUAAGAAGUCUCGCUCACGGUGUUAAUGCCUUAUUCGAAUCAGUUACGCAAGAUGUUAUAGCAGGCCAGACCCUCGAGACCCCGGAAAAUGAAUCGAUUACAUCAGAAUCUUCAUGUACCUCCGAAUCGGCCGAUUCCAAUCAUACUGCCCUCCCCACUUCACUCUUGAAGCCCUCCCGCACUAAGAGUCCAUUUGUGACUCCACUUGAUUGCAGAUUAAAGUAUACAUUACCAUGCUUCCUUCGUUCACUUCCGAGUACGCUCUCUCCUGAAGAUUUUGAAUAUCUCGCAUUGAAAGGGGUCUUGAGAAUACCUUCAGGCUCCAUCAGGGGCUCCCUACUACAAGCAUACAUUGAAUACGUUCAUCCAAAUAUGCCCAUACUCAACCUUCAUGAGUUUAUCUCUAUAACCCAUGGUCUCUACAGAAACUAUGGACGAAUCAGCUUACUGCUGUAUCGGGCUAUUAUGUUCUCCGCUACCUUCUUCGUCGAUAUUGAGUAUGUAUACGAAGCAGGUUACUCAACAAGAAUGGCUAUGUCGAAAGACUUUUUCGACAAGACAAGGCUCCUUUAUGACUUGGACUGUGAACCUGAUCAACUUAUCCAGGCACAAGCGCUGCUUCUUAUGUCACAUUGGUACGAAUCUCCCAAUAGCCAAAAGGACGGAUGGCAUUGGUUAGGUCUCGCCAUUGCUACACUUGAAGGUCUUGCAGCAACGGCCAAGACUUAUGAAUACACCAACCAGAGGCAAUGGAAACGCCUUUGGUGGUCAUGCUAUGUCCAAGACCGCCUUCUCUCCCUCACUAGUCGCAGGCCGACAAGACUCAACAAUAUCAGUUUUCACGUCGAUUUACUCUUAGAGUCAGAUUUCGAGAUCAUGAGACUGGAUGGUGCCUGCAUCAUCUCAUCAGAGAUACCUACUUUCAUGGCAAACCCUGAGAUGCAAAGGCAAAGUGCUUCCAUAUUUAUCUCAUUGGCUGAACUCUGCACAUGUCUCGAUGAUAUACUCCAAACUCGGUACUCACUGGUAACUCCCAUGGAGAAUGGGGCCCAAGGUGCUACCAUGUUUUAUCCAAAACAGCCUUGUCAUAUCGACUAUGCCGAAGUUGAGGCUGUAAAUGAUGAGCUCAUGUCAUGGGCAAUAUCUUUGCCGUCAGGCUUCUGUUGGAUGUCGGCGCAGUUUCCGACUGAGUCACCGUCGAUGACUGUGCAGAAGAUGUUUCUCCACAUCUUAUUCUACACUGCCCUUGCCUUCCUUCAUCGAGGAACCUCUGGUCAAACCCAGGCUCCUUCAAAGGCAUACGAUGCGACCACACAGAUAUUUACAAUAGUCCAACAUCUUCAUCAACAGCACUUAGAAAAGCUUCUACCAAGCUCAGCAGUUACAUGCAUCUUAACAGCAUCGAUGGUCUAUUUGGCUGAAGGUUCUGGACAAUUCCAAGCAACAGACGCUUUUCAGAUGAAUGAACAUGUACUGGCAGAGCUCUCAAAGGUUUACACAGUGGCAGAUCAUGCUAUCACCAUUAGCAAAGCCGCUGCCAUAAGACUGGGGGUUAAAAACAUUUAGAAAUGACUUUCAGAUACAAAGCUCAGAGGAUGUUCCAUAAUAGGAAAGAAACUGUAUAAUUAAUAGACUAUCAUUUAUUGGCGCCAAAAUCAACUUCCUGACUGCAGCAUCGCAAAUGUUUCUCGUUGACAGAACCAUAAACCUCAGUCCAGGUUCCGACACAUUCAAUAUAAGAGAUCCGAAGCUAAGAGUGCGCAUUCUUUGCUUUCGCAGUUCUGGCGCCUGGGAUUGGUGCACAUUGGAUUCAGAAAGCAUGGUGAGGCCAUAGUGUCGUGAAUAGGUG